Trametes versicolor FP-101664 SS1 is the source of this 992-nucleotide messenger RNA. RefSeq lists its product as uncharacterized. The record is from RefSeq and is a predicted model, not a curated record. Bases 25 to 801 code for a protein of 258 amino acids. The transcript has 2 exons. NCBI's taxonomy places the organism in Eukaryota, Fungi, Basidiomycota, Agaricomycetes, Polyporales, Polyporaceae.
UCCGAGAGCGGGCCGUUCGCGGGGAUGAGCGCGCUCGCGUUGAAGACGCUGACGAGCGCGAACACGGCGAAGAACCAACAGCAGGUUGCGGUGCUGCAGACGGAGGUCGUGCGCAAGGAGGGCGCGCGCCCGGACAGCCCGACGACGAAGGUGCGCUCGGCGCUCGAGCGCCAGCGCGAGGAGCGCGUCGUGCAGCGCCAAGCGCGUGCGGAGCGAAGGGCGAGGCGGUCGGGGGGCGAGCCGGCGGAUGGGGCGAGCACUGCGGAAGGUGCUGGCGGUACGGGGGCGGGUGAGGGCGAGGCUGGGAGCGAGAUGGGGGAUAUGAGCUUCAUGAGCGUCGAUCAUGACUCCGAGGGGCAACCGAUGAGACAUCGACGAGCUCCAGGCGACGAGGAGGAGUAUGAGACUCCGCAGAAGCCUGAACGGCCUGCCAAGCGUGCCAGGUUCGACGGCGGGGAGGAGAAUGAGAAGGAGGACGAAGCGCAUGCGAAGAGGGUCAAGUGGGACAAGGGCCUUCAGACCACGGUGUAUCUGGACGACAGCCCCCCGAAGCCGAGGCGGAACAAGGGCGCGGUGCCCGCGCACAAGGGCUGCCUGACGCCAGCUGCGAAGGCUCUACGUCUAGAUACCCUGGGCAACGUCCUGAACGCUGAGCUGCCUGUAGGCGGCCUCGUCCGAGAGAAUAUCGUUGUGAAGAAGUUCGUGUUCGAUGACGACGAGGUCGCCGCUGCGCCUGAGCCCGUUGAGCCCGCCCCGGUGGUGAAGAGCACGCGGAGUAAGAGCAAGAAGGCGAAGUCAUAGCAUAGAUCCACUCUUAAUCUUACAAAUGUGGAGGAGCGCGGCCACAGGAGGCGUAUAUAUGUCCCGCAUUUCUUGUUAUAUCCGUACUUUAUCGCAUCGCUAUGAUUGUUUAUGGCUGUUGAGCGCAGUAUCGUAUAUCGUACCUUGUAUGCCAUCACGAAUUUGUCUUAGUGCCCCUUGAGUGGCAGGAC